This is a messenger RNA of Mastomys coucha (southern multimammate mouse), 2807 nucleotides long. RefSeq names its product C-X-C motif chemokine receptor 5 (gene Cxcr5). The record is from RefSeq and is a predicted model, not a curated record. Bases 184 to 1308 code for a protein of 374 amino acids. Gene Ontology annotation, biological process: B cell activation; G protein-coupled receptor signaling pathway; immune response. Gene Ontology annotation, cellular component: membrane. The transcript has 3 exons. Lineage: Eukaryota; Metazoa; Chordata; Mammalia; Rodentia; Muridae. Gene Ontology annotation, molecular function: C-X-C chemokine receptor activity.
AGGGAUACUUCACAGAGGCAGCUGGUCGGGCCAGAAUCCACACAGUCACCGCCCCCUUCAAGCCACAGCAGGUCCUGGCAGUGCCACACACACCAAAAGAAUAUUGAGAGUUUAUCCAUCUGCACCAGCACAGACCUUCUCAGCAUCAGACAGUGACCAGCGUGGUGACACAGAACUGCAGCUAUGAACUACCCACUAACCUUGGACAUGGAUUCCAUCACCUAUAACAUAGAUGACCUGUACAGGGAACUGGCCAUCUACAGUAACAGCACGGAGAUCCCUCUACAAGAGAGUAACUUCUGCUCUACAGAAGAGGGACCCCUACUGACUUCCUUUAAGGCGGUAUUCAUGCCUGUGGCCUACAGCCUCAUCUUCCUCCUGGGUAUGAUGGGAAACAUCCUGGUGCUGGUAAUCCUAGAGAGGCACCGGCACACUCGGAGCUCAACUGAGACCUUCCUGUUCCACCUCGCAGUAGCGGACCUUCUCUUAGUCUUCAUCCUGCCUUUCGCAGUGGCCGAGGGCUCUGUGGGUUGGGUCCUAGGGACCUUCCUCUGCAAAACUGUGAUCGCUCUGCACAAGAUCAAUUUCUACUGCAGCAGCCUGCUGCUGGCCUGCAUAGCUGUAGACCGGUACCUGGCCAUCGUCCAUGCUGUCCACGCCUACCGCCGCCGCCGACUCCUCUCCAUCCACAUCACCUGCACAGCCAUUUGGCUGGCCGGCUUCCUGUUCGCCUUGCCAGAACUCCUCUUUGCCAAAGUUGGCCAACCUCAGAACAAUGACUCCUUACCACAGUGCAGCUUCUCCCAGGAAAACGAAGCUGAAACUAGAGCCUGGUUCACCUCCCGUUUCCUCUACCACAUCGGGGGCUUCCUACUACCGAUGCUCGUGAUGGGCUGGUGUUACAUCGGUGUGGUACACAGGCUGUUGCAGGCCCAGCGGCGCCCACAGCGGCAGAAGGCAGUCAGGGUAGCCAUUUUAGUGACAAGCAUUUUCUUUCUCUGCUGGUCGCCCUACCACAUUGUCAUCUUCCUAGAUACACUGGAGAGGCUGAAGGCUGUGAAUAGCAGCUGCGAACUGAGUGGCUAUCUCUCCGUGGCCAUCACCUUAUGUGAAUUCCUGGGCCUGGCCCACUGCUGUCUCAAUCCCAUGCUCUACACCUUUGCUGGCGUAAAGUUCCGCAGUGACCUGUCUCGGCUUCUGACCAAGCUGGGUUGUGCUGGCCCGGCCUCCCUUUGCCAACUUCUUCCCAGCUGGCGAAAGAGUAGUCUCUCUGAGUCGGAGAACGCUACUUCACUCACCACCUUCUAGAUCCCGGAAGUCUCAGCGCCCACCUCUGUUUCUGUUUUCCUUGGGAGGAUAAAGUGGUGGUGGAAACCCAUCUAACAUGAGCUGAGGCCAGUGUCCCCAGACGGGACAUCUAGACGAACUCUCUCUAGAAUGUUCCUAAAGCUCUUCUGCCAGCCCUUGGGGCUAGACUAGAGCCACAGGAGAAGAAAGCAGCCCAGAGGCAAAGCCAGCCAUAUCACGAUCACCUGUAUCACACGGAGAACUCCACACACCUCCCUCCUAACGAGCUAAAGCUAAGACUCAGCUUUAUUUCUUCCUAGCCAUAGGGAAAAGCACCUCUGCCUGUGGCCCACAGCCUCUUCUUCCUCCUGAUUAUGAGCCCAGACUCUCCUCCCAGAAUGUAUCCCAUCAUCUUAAAGGCUGGCUGCCCCAGCUACCCACCAAUCCUAUGCCACUAAGGAAUAGCCAGCUGGCGGCAGACUAUGGCCUUAAUGUGCCUGUCUCCUAAAUACAGACUUCAUGCCAGACUUUCAACCGUGCCUUUCUCUUAACCAAGCAGAAAGCUGAAAUGGAUCUGCUUUAGGUAGCUGUCUGGCUCCAACCAAACCGGCAUUGGGUCAGCCCCAUGUUACUGGAUCUUGGAUUGCAGACUGAGGGCAAGUUCCAGAAGGUCCUGGAAGCUGGCCAGUAUCCUAAGAAGAGUAAAGAGCAAGCCAGCAGGAAAGAGGCCCAGUGGAAAAAUGGCAAGACACCUUUUCCAGGCUCCAAAGAAGAACAAGUAAAAAUCAAACCCAGCUGUCUUCUCCACCCAUGGACUAAAGCUUUCAGACUGGCAGGGAAAUGCCCUAGUGGAUUCUGGGCACUGAUGGGGAAGGAAGCCAACUUGCCUGGGGAAAAUGACAUAGCAAAGUGGCCCUAGCCUCAGGAGAGGGGGCACCUAGCUAGCUAAGAGAAUGAAGACAGAGGUCCCUGUCUUCAUUAGGUAGAGGCAAUGUGAGAAGCCAACCUGGGCAAGCAAGUCCCCAAGCCACAGGAAGGCAGUAACUUGCCCCUGGGAGGGUACCACUCAGGUGGAACCAGAGGAAGCUGCUCCGUGCCUACUUAGGGGAAGCUAGUGGGCAAUUCUGAGCUCUGCUUCCUCCUAGCUACUGACCUGAGUAGGGGGAGCAGAGUUGCCUGGCACCACUCAAGCCAACCAUACAAGCUUCCUGGGGCAACCAAUGCUAUAGCUUCAGAGACUGUAUCCUCAUUGCAAAACAGUGGAGACACCUGGGGGCCCCCUUUUCCGCUCCCAGCAUCCAACAGCCAGCUGGGAAGACACAGAAAUAAAACAAACCAGACAAACAAAUAAAACAAGCCAGCAAAACAGACAGAAAUAAAAAUGCAAGAGAUGGCAUUUUUGAAUUUUGUCUUUUUAAUAAAAAGGCACCUAUAAAACAGGUCAAUACAGUACAGGCAGCACAGAGACCCCCGGAACAAGCCUAAAAAGUGUUUCAAAAUAAAAACCAGGAAGAUGUCUU